CACUGAGUCACAGCACCAGAGAUUGCGCCAAAGAGUAUUAUUCCGCCACCUCCACUGGCGCAGUACUUGUUGAGAGAAUGUCGAGGGCAGUUGCAGUUCAGAGGUUGCCGUGGGAAGUGCUUGUUGAGAGGUUGUCGAGAGCAUGUCUUGUGCAGUUAUUGUUCUGUUGGGCGAGAUAGUAGAUGCUGUUCGGUUGGUGUAAUGUAUAGAUGGAAGAUGUUGCAAUGAUCACAGUGUAUUUUUCGUCCAAUGUAUAUGGAGGAAAUUCUCCCGCAGUGGAAAACAAGUGUGUUGGAGCUGCACAGAAAUGACUGUAAUGUGCAAGAAAUAAAAUCUUUAAACAUCCUUGUUGAUGUUAAAACAAGGGAGGAGUUUGGACAGUGGUUGGCACAGUUUGAAAACAUAACAAAAACAACUUACACAAUAAGGUGCACUGAACCUGCAUCAGGUAAGUAUAUUGUUUUCAAACAAAGGCUGGUCUGUCACCAUAAUACUCGCAGUAUAAAAGUUCAUGGUUCAGUGCAAAGGGCAACAAAAAACACUAACUGUCCAUCAAAAAUGACAUUGACAAUUCACGCUGUGCAUGAUAGAUACAGAGGUAAGUAUGUAGAGAAAGCAAUGCUCUGUAAGGAAAUGCCGUGUGAGGUUAACUUGGUGUUGUGUCAUAACCUCAGUGUUGAGAGUGCUGCUGCUUUAAGAUUUAGGCAACCAUCAAGUGAUGUCAAAGAAAAAUUAAUCUCCCUGUUUGAAAGAGGUCGUUCACCAGCCACUGCUCUUGAGUCAAUAAAGGUUGAAAUUCAGCUGAAUUGUUCAGAUUACCCUUUAGUCCUUGCAGACAGAAGCAGGUGUCCUGAUUACAACUUUUGCCACUAUUUGUUCAAUAAAGUUUUUAAGAAAAAGUAUGGGCCAACAGACUUCAAUAAAGAAGGAAAGCAUCUGUUGCAACAGAGGUUAGAGGAAUACAACAGCGAAGUUGGAGCUGUGUGUGCCAAGAUGAUUCAGAAAGAUGAUGAUUAUAUAGUAUGCAUUUGCUCACCACUGAUGCAAAAAGUCCAUACUCGUGUAAAAGCUGCUUCCAAACUUGUAUUUAUGGACCACAAGCUGCGGAGUUGUAGAAAUGGGACUAGAGUUGCUGAAAGAGAUAGUGGGGGAAAAUAUUUUUGGGGAAACAUCAAUGGCCCAAGUGUGUUUCUGACUGACGACAGCCAGUCAGAACAAAAUGCAAUUAGAAGGUGCUUCCCAAACACAAAAACUUUGUUGUGUAUAUUCCAUGUCCUGCAGACAGUGUGGCGCUGGCUUCUCAAAGCAAAAAAUGCUAUACCACAGCAAAAACAGUGUGCGUUCUUCCAGAAUUUAAAAAAAAAAAUAAUGUUUGCGCAAACAAAAAAUGAAGCAGUGGUAAACUAUAAUGUAACAAGAGCAAACAUUGGUGUAGAUCAUCAAAAUUUAUUGAAAUACUUGGAAGGGUAUUGGGAUAGGAAAGAACUGUGGACCCUUUCACAUCGACGAGGUAUGCUUAUAGAAGGGCACAACACAAAUAAUAUAAGUGAGGCCUUCAUGAGAAUUUUAAAGGACAGGAUUUUUGAGAGGGUGCGUGCCUUCAAUGUGGUUCAGAUGGUGGACUUUUUUCUCACGAAGGUAAAUUUGUAUUUUCAGAGGAGACUUCUUGAUGCUGCUAAUGGAGCAAGUCCUAAGUAUUUCUGUCGGCCUAUAAAGGCUCCUUCACAGGAGAUUCUAGCAAAAAUCAGAAAAGUCAAUGAGGAUGUUCUGCUCAUUCCCAGUGAAGAAAGGGAGAAUCACUAUUACAUUGUUAAUAUGGCUGUUCUUGUUUGCACUUGUUGCCAAGGCAAUACAGGGAAGAUCUGUAAACAUAUAGACUGGGGCAGUACUGUUUUACCAUCAGGAAACUACAGGGAGGUGACGGAUAGUGACAGUAUACGUAGACAGUAUUAUUUUAUUGCUACAAAUGAGGAGCCUCCUGAAGGGUGGCUAGAGCCUCUGUAUUGCUCUCAGAAUGCAGGGGCUUCAAAUUCUUCAGAACGUUUGGAGCAAAUGGACACAGGAUUGCUCUGUGAAAGCCAAGAAGAGAUGCCAGACACACUUCACAUGGAGACAGUUCCAGACAAGAGAAAUAUAGAUUUAAUAGAUGAGAUAAAAGCUCGUCUCAUAGAUUUUUCAAAUAAAUCCCCCGAGGAAAUGAGGAAAGGCCUUGAAGUCAUGUGCGAAAAAUUGAGAAAGCUUAAAACACUAUCUGCAUGUGUAUCUUAUUUGGCAAAUUUUGGUGAAGGAAAAUCUAGAAAAAAUUGUGGUAACUAUAUUCCCGUUCAGCCCACUGCAAUAAGCAGAAGAAAAAACAAGUUGGCAGGUCGCAGAUGUCAUCCGGGGGGAAGACAAAGACCACAUUCUAAGCAAAGCAAGGAAUUUGUGAAGACAGUAGAAAUUUCUGAAAUGGCUACCUUUCCAUCACCAGCUACGCAAUCAUGCCAGUCAGCUUCAGACUUUUGAAGGUGCACGACUGUUUACUGCAGCAUAGUGUGUAGGAUUUCCUUAAUCUGAGAUCCAACCUAAUGGAAAUAUUAAGGGAAUGAGUGUAGUAAUUAAGUUUUUUCUUAAAGCUCAGGCCUACCCUGACUGCUGAAAUAUAUGUUUUUUUCUUGUAGCUCGCUCGGGUCUAACCCCAUUAUUCCCGGCGGGGUCAGUUAUUUUCUAUGCCUCAUGAUGACUAGGUGUGUGUGUGAUGUCCUUAGGUUAGGUUUAAUUAGUUCUAAGUUCUAGGGGACUGAUGACCAUAUAUGUUAAGUCCCAUAGUGCUCAGAACCAUUUUCUAACCCUGUUAUUGAAAUAAUUUUUUUCUUAAAGCUCAGACCAAACUUACUAUUGAAAUAUAGAAGUUUUUCUUUAAAUUAGGAUAUCCCAACAAUGUGGAUACUUAUUUUGUAUGUUGCAUACCUUUCUGGGAAAUGUGAAUUAUCGUUUCUUAAAAUGUAAACUACAUUUUAUAUUCUGCAGUAUGACUUUUUUUUAUUUACAUCUGUUCCUUCAGGUUACAUGUAGCUUCUUUAAUUUGUCAUAUAUCUGCUUUCUGAAGUAGUUCUGUCAGUUGAUAAUGAAAAAUGUUUCCUGCAUUUUAAUAUAUAUUGGCAAUAAUAAACUGUAAUA
This is a messenger RNA of Schistocerca gregaria, 3159 nucleotides long. RefSeq lists its product as uncharacterized. Gene Ontology annotation, molecular function: zinc ion binding. The record is from RefSeq and is a predicted model, not a curated record. NCBI's taxonomy places the organism in Eukaryota, Metazoa, Arthropoda, Insecta, Orthoptera, Acrididae. The transcript is spliced from 5 exons. The coding region runs from base 250 to 2505 and encodes 751 amino acids.